AUGGGGAGUUUGGGAAAAGAAGAUCUGGAAAAGCUUGUGCUGGAUUAUAUUGAGCCUCCGGUCACCGUCCAUCCGGUCACCGUCCCUCCGGUCACCGUCCCCAAUCAUAUGGAGAAGUCUUCAACUGCUCUAGUAACCCUUCAGGAGAUUCUUCGGACGCAAGGAGAAAAGGAGAAGGAAAUGGAAGAGAAGGUAAAGUCGUUUAUCAGAAGAAGAUUAUCAUACGAAGGAGACGAUGAGAAGAGAGAUGUGAUGAAAAAAAUUGUCUCCAAGCUUAGAUCUGACGGCUACAAUGAUGUCUCUAUCUAUAGAACCUCGUGGGAUUCUUCUUUUGAUCGCCGUGAAGGAUGUAGCAGAAUGUUUAAGUGCAAGAGGAAGUACGAGUACAUUGAGGUCAUGGUGGCGACUGGUCGCGGCGGUGAUGACAGAAGCAAGAUGAAACGUCUCAUUGUUGAUCUUGACUUCAAGUCUCAGUUUGAGUUAGCCAAACAGACAGAAGGUUACAAAGACGUGACUCAGAUGCUUCCGACAGUGUUUGUGGCGACAGAGGAGAGACUCAAAAGAGUUGUUUCGUUGGUUUCUGGUGAGAUGACACAGUCCAUGAAGAAAGAAGGAAUGUCUAGACCGCCAUGGAGGACUACCAGAUACAUGCUAGCCAAGUGGCUACCUGAGAAAAGAGUCUCUGGUUCUAAGAAAGGAUCCUGGUCUAUGUUUGAUGAUGAUGGAGGUGAAGCUGUUGAGACAACGAGUGGUAUUGGUUUUAAAACUACGUGUGGUUUCCAGUUAUCUUAGAGGGAUGAGCGCAGUUCGUUUCUUUGUCUUUUAACUUUUUGGUCUUGACAAGUUUUUAGAUGUUGAUUUUAUUUUGAAAAUUACUUUUCUAUCAGUUCUUGUCUGAUGAUAUAUCAUGCAAAUGGUUCAUUUUAAUAUCCGGUGUCUGAUCUAGAAAUCCAGUAAAAGUAACCAGUGUUAAAUUAGACCCCUGUUACCCGAUAUAUAAUCCGUUUUAGGUUUUAAGAAAAAAACCAUUAUAACCUAAUAAAAUUUGCAAAAAACCAUUAAAACUUGUUAUUCAGUUACAGUACUUAUUUAGAUUUUUUGAUUAUGUUAUUAUAAUAUAUGUUUUAUAUUUUAACUUAGCGAGCUUGAAUAUAAUGAAUUAAAGAAUGCUUUUGCUGAAGAAUAUCCCAAAGAUGAUGAAAUAGUACACCCAAAAAAUCUUGAUGGUAAUUUUUUAAAUUUUGACUAAACUUCCAGAUUCUUUAUAAAUACAGAUAAAAUUGUGAUUUUGAAUUUUUGAUAAAAUUUUUACUAUGCCUCUUAAUAAAAUGAAUUGAACGAUGAUAGAGAGAAAAUUAGUUGAUGUGAUUUAGUAUUAGUUUGUUUUUGUUAUCAACAA
This is a messenger RNA of Brassica napus (rape), 1399 nucleotides long. RefSeq lists its product as uncharacterized. Bases 1 to 792 code for a protein of 263 amino acids. The transcript is spliced from 3 exons. Lineage: Eukaryota; Viridiplantae; Streptophyta; Magnoliopsida; Brassicales; Brassicaceae. The record is from RefSeq and is a predicted model, not a curated record.